Molecule: messenger RNA, 746 nt
Organism: Capsella rubella
Lineage: Eukaryota; Viridiplantae; Streptophyta; Magnoliopsida; Brassicales; Brassicaceae
Exons: 1
Coding region: 89-616 (175 amino acids)
Source: RefSeq, a predicted model, not a curated record
UCCUCAUCCUCCUUCACUCUUUAGUCAUAUUUACAUAAAAACAAUACAAGAGUUCUUCCAAGUGUCUGCAUUAGGUAACAUUAGGUAUAUGGGCAAAGGUCGGGGAUUAACGAUUAGUCGGAGCGAACGGUUACUCGGGAGUCCUAAUCAGUCCGGUGACCAACACGUGAACGUAGAAACCGCCGUUGAGAUGGAACUCAUGGAAGAGGAUGUCUGGUCGGUGCUGGAGCCUGAUCAACCAACACAAGAAAGCGCUUGGACCGCACGCUCCCUCGACGCUAGUGGCGGUGCACGGAUACACAACGGAAGUGGUCGUGCGGGUGGACGAAGAAAGAAACACCUGGCGACUUCAGCGCCGGUGAAGGUUCCUGACUGGAGCAAGAUCCUAAAGACGGAGCCCGUCGGGUCAAUGCAUCGUAACAACAAUGAUGCUGACGUGGCGGAUGGUGACUGGGAAAGUGAGAUGGUGCCACCUCAUGAAUACGUGGCGGCACGUAUUCGUCGUAACGGUGACGGUGGUUCCUCUUUGAUUUUGGGCGUGGGGAGGACGUUAAAGGGACGGGACAUGAGACGGGUCAGAGACGCCGUGUGGAGCCAAACCGGGUUCUAUGGCUAAAUCACCUGAUUAAUUUUAAUUUGAUCAUAAUCUUUAGAAUUGGAGUAAUUAAGCACUCUACAAUAAUAAUAUCUCCAUGUAUAUUAAUAUUAGUCGUCUAUUCGAUAUUUAGGGGGUGGUAUUGGUUUGU